Puntigrus tetrazona (Sumatra barb) is the source of this 9158-nucleotide messenger RNA. It is a transcript of the gene nsd1a, whose product is annotated as nuclear receptor binding SET domain protein 1a. Gene Ontology annotation, cellular component: chromatin; nucleus. Gene Ontology annotation, biological process: regulation of DNA-templated transcription. The record is from RefSeq and is a predicted model, not a curated record. Gene Ontology annotation, molecular function: protein binding; histone H3K36 methyltransferase activity. Lineage: Eukaryota; Metazoa; Chordata; Actinopteri; Cypriniformes; Cyprinidae.
CAAAUGGCGUGAGGGUUAAAAAGCAAACGCUCACUGUCGUGUCGUGCCAUGCGCCCGUCGCGCACCUCGUCGACUGUGACCGCGCGCAGGACGCGUUUGGGACUAAGUUAAACUCGCGUUUGCUUGCACAUUGUCCACAUGCAUUUAGCGCAAGUGAGAGAUGUACCUGGGAAAUAGUGAAUCGGGUUAAGUGGAUGUGAAUGUAUACUGACUGGGGGUUGGGUGUGCUGUGCCGAUUGGUCGCUCUCACCAGCACACACACACACACACACACACACGCAGUCAGUCAGGGCUUGUUUUAACACACACAUACAACCAGGGGCACUCGGAAAGCGGGGCAAACAAUCAUGUAUUUUAACAGAAAUCGUGGCCGCUGAAAAACGUGCUUUCGAUGCAUUGACGUGGUGCUUCGGUGGAAGGUGACAGGCGCUCAGUUUCAUUCUCGUUUAUUUAUUAAUCUCCAUUUUUGAUGUUGGAGAGAGAAAUGAGUGCCGAGGCCGGGCCUACUGGUGCAAAUGCUGCUGGGAUUUUGCAGAUCCGCUUUCACAAAUUUACAAAAAGUAACGCUACAUGCUCGAAUUUGAAGGGCUUUCCGGUGGUUUUGUCGUGACCGAGUCGUAAAUGGAUGGAGCCAUGAAAACAUGAAUCAGUCCUACAAAGUGGCCGGCAGGGAUGGCUCGGAGUGUCGUGGUGAUCCACAGGAGACCAAGGCGCUUGAUAGCCGCAUCAGCUCCUGUGGACACCAGAGCACAAAGCGACAGGGGGACCAGGGGUCUGCCAUGCAUUUUUUAAAUUCUGGCUACAAAUUCUCGGCAUCGUCAUUUGUGUACAAUCAGAGAGAAUCCACCAACUAUAGUCCGCUGAGGAGACUUCAGGAUCUGACCACUAUGGUGAACCAUGCCGACAUGAGUUUGCAGGACAAGGAAUUUCACGGACGAAGUAAAUUGCUUGUGCACAAUCCCAUCGGCGGAGCAGAGUUCGGAAUAGGCCUUUAUCACACGUCCAGUUCGCAAGGAAACACUGACCGGACUACUAUUCAGGAUCUGGACAAAAAUGGUUUCUCACCAGUGAGCUCUGAUAGCUUGGAACAUUUUCCAUCCAUCUCAAAUGGAUUUUUGCAUUUUGAGUCAACCUUGUUUGACAGUGGGGACAGCAAGGAUAAUGAUGAGGAGGAGCAUGAUAGGAGCAAUGCGGUGGCACCGUUUAAAGACGCCUCAAAGAAAUGCCAGAAACGAAAUCUGGCAAAUGCAAAGGCUCCUAGCAGCCACAGGCUGGACCUAAGUACAAACAAACAUGGAAGUUGUAACCUUGUAUCUAAAAAUACAGCAAAGUCUAACCCUCCUGGUAGCCCCUCACAUUUGCCUGUCGAGGCCAUGAUGGAGGAUUUUGAUAGCAUGGAUGAUUAUUCAGACAGUGACUGUGAUCUGCCCAGCACUGAGAACAGUGCAUCAAUAUUCAACUCUGGUCUCUCUAAAAGACCAAAUUCAUCCAGUGACUCCCAUUCAAAUCCUUCCAACAGCCCAAAGAAGAAGCAGCUCCCAGGUAUAAAGUACUCUGUUGAAGAUGUUGUGUGGGCCAAAUUCAAUCGCAGACCCUGGUGGCCCUGUCAUGUAACCACAGACCCACAGAUUGAUGUCCACACCAAAAUGAAAGAUCCCAGUCGCCGGCCAUGUCGUCUCUAUUUUGUCAGGAUGUUUGGGGAGAUCGUAGACCAAGCUUGGGUCCCGGCAAAAGCCACGUUUCCUUUUGAAGGAGGUCAUCAGUUUGAAAAACUGCCUGUACUUCGACGAAGAGGAAGACAGAAAGACAAAGAUUACAAAUACACGGUUCCCAAACGUCUAAUGCCAUCAUGGAAAGCUAGUGUCUUGGAAGCAGAGGCAGCACUGACCAAACGGUUAAAUAGUGAACCUCCAUUGACUUUAAUUCGGGAUGUGCACAUGCCUGUUUCCGAAGACAAGGCACCAAAAAUUCCUGCUUGCCCAAUCUCUACUACACAGUCAACAUUAUCAAGCUCGCUUUUGUCCAAUGGACUAGAUACAUCCGUUAAGAACAAAGGAAAACCUGGUACUGGAAGCAAAAAGAAGCCAACUAAGAAAAACAGCUCAACUGUAAAAUCUCCUGUGAAACUAACUGAAUACUCUUUAUCAUCUAAACCAUUAUCAAACACUUCAUCAGACUGCUACAAACCUUCCACAGCCGCUGAACGGCACAAACCAGACCCCAUAGAUAGUCCUUAUUCAGAUAUUGACUCUGUCCCGAGGAUUCUGUGUCCCAAACGUUCACAGCAAUUGCCACAGGAGGAGGUGGUGAAAGAACUGAGCACUAAACAUAAGAAAGUACAGCCAAGUAAAAAGAUAAAAAAGGCCAACGUGGAUAAGCCGGUGAAGAAGACAGAGGUUGGUUCAAAAGGCACAGCCAACAGUAAGUUAAAGAAGUCAACUCCCAAAGAAAAAACACUUAGGGCUACAAACUCCAGACAGAAGGAAAGCAGUUCCCCAGGGUCCUCAGAUGGGUCUUUUGCCAUGCACUCUUUCUAUUUUCCUGCCAGCAGUGGCUUAAUCUCAAGAGCACUUGCCGCCAGUGAAGAAACCAAGGAGAAAGAUUUAAGUCAGGAGCCAAAAUCUUGCUCACCGUGUGCUGGCGAUGAACACUCAGAGUUUUACAACAAGUGCUCACCCCCCACCAACCAUUCGGAGUUGUCAAAACAACAAUGGCAGGUAAAAACGGAGUCCAGCGAAGAGGCAUCCGUGGACUCUAUCUCCCACACACCACCAAACCCAACUCUUAAGUUUACAAGAAUCCGAAAUGAGAAAAAGGAUAUUCAGAAUGGACCUCGACAUAAAGGCUCCAAGUCAGAUGUGACUGAAUCCUCUUUCAAUUUCGUUAAAAUCAAAAACGAGAGCAUGAUCUCAGACAUUUCAUCUUCGUCCUUCCCGUCUCCCUCGAUCUCUCCCAUGGACGCUUUUCAGGAUAUUAAGGAGCUUUCUUUCAGGUCUCUUGUCAAAGAGGAAUGCAGCUCAGGAGAACCUUCACUCCGUGCGGAUUCAAACUACAAAUUCAGCACUUUCCUAAUGCUCCUGAAGGAUCUGCAUGACAGCCGGGAGAAGGAAGGGAAACCUUUAACCCUUCCUCCCACAUCUCCAUCCUCUCUCAUCAGGGAAGAACCUUCUCAUAUUCCAGCUGGAGAAGAAACAUUAAAUAAGGUGUCUUGUGAAAAGGCUAUUGUGGAUCAGAACAGUCGGCAGGAAAAAACAUUAACGCCAAACAGCUCAAAACAGAGCAAAGCUAAGUCAAAAUCUUCUGUGAAAAAGGAGGCGCAAAAACACGAUGGUGGGAUCCAUUUAGUUAAAAAGCAAAACUCCUCAGUAGGUUUGGAUGCACUUGAAAAGAGUUUGCCUUUGUUAGGGGAACUUUCCAAUUCUCACCAUGAUGCUGUUCCUGUUGUCUGUGGCAAAGGCACCAUCUCAAAGGUUGCUCCUAAAAAGCGAUGGCAAACAUUUGAGUCUGACAUGGGGAAAAGCACCAAGCCAAAGAGCGAUCCGGUUAGUUUGAAUCAAGAUGUAGUGAAGGAGUCCACGGAGCUAAAUGGGGUUUUCAAAGACAGUUUUGAAGAAACUGCUCAUUCUGACAUCCAAGAUAAAAAAGAUGCUUCAGAAAAUAAAAGGCUCAGAAAACCAAGCAAGAGGCUGAUUGAAAGCAGUGAUGCAUAUGAACAAGUGUUUUCCACAAAGAAAAAAGCUAAGAAAAGUCCUGAGUCCUGUAAAAUGGGAUCUUUGAUCGCCAACACUAAUGCUGAGCAGCCAGGACCUGAGCAGAUCGCGUCUGAUGCUUUAAGCUCUUCACCUGAAAAAACCCAGCAGGCCGCACCAGAGGAACCGAAAGAAGCAGCAGAUGGUCUCAUAUCACCUUUACAACCAUUAUCGCCAUCCUGUGGAGGCCCAUCGCUAAAUAGAGAGUCAUGUGAGAAGAAACCUGCAUCCUCAGAUAGAAAGAGACCACGCAAAAUAGUGCAUCAGAUUCUAGACUGCACCGUUGAGGGGGAUUCUGUUAAAGUCCCAAAGAAAGAAGAGAGAAAACAAGAAAGUAACAGCCCAAAUGAAUCAGAUCUCGAAGAUUUGCAGAAACAUGAAGAAUCUGAACCUAAGCCAUCAAGUCCGUGUGCUGCAUCAGCAACACAAAGUGAAGAUGAAAUAAGAACAUCGUCUCCAAUCCAGCAGGAAACCCCCAGUGUCUGCCAGAUCCAGCUUGAAGAAGAUCAUUGCAGUCCAUCAAAGCCUCAGGCAAAGGAGUCACACACAAAUGGCGAAGACUCCCUGAUCUCUGAGGUUUUUGGUGCAGGACUGAAUGAUAGUGCUUUUUCAAGCAGAGAUUCUCUAUCAGGUGACUUAUCAGCACUCUCAACCAAUAGAAAAUCAGGGGAGAAAGGUGGAGGUGCUUCGUUGAAGGAGAAUGUUUGCCAGGUAUGUGAGAAAACAGGUGAACUGCUCCUCUGUGAGGGGCAGUGCUGUGGUGCCUUCCAUCUGCAGUGCAUCGGCCUCACUGAGACACCUCGAGGCCGCUUUAUCUGCCAGGAGUGCAAGACGGGUGUGCACACAUGUUUUGUGUGUAAAAAGCCUGAUAAGGAGGUCAGGAGGUGUAUGAUCCCUGUGUGCGGGAAGUUUUAUCACAUGGAAUGCAUACUGAAAUAUUCCCCCACCGUGGCUCAGAACCGCGGGUUCCGCUGCUCCCUCCACGUCUGUCUGGCUUGCUUCAUCACUAACCCGGCCAACCCUGGGAUCUCCAAAGGCCGUUUGACCCGCUGCGUCCGCUGCCCUGUGGCCUACCACGCUAAUGACUACUGUAUGGCUGCCGGCAGCGUCCCAUUGGCCAAUAACAGCUUCCUGUGCCCCAACCACUUCACUCCACGCAAAGGGUGCAAAAACCAUGAACACAUCAACGUUAGCUGGUGUUUCGUGUGUUCUGAAGGAGGAAGUCUGCUCUGCUGUGAAUCUUGCCCUGCUGCCUUUCACCGUGAGUGUCUGAACAUUGACAUGCCCCAGGGAAGCUGGUUCUGUAACGACUGUCGAGCAGGAAAGAAACCCCACUACAAGGACAUUCUGUGGGUCAAAGUGGGCCGCUACAGGUGGUGGCCCGCUGAAGUGACUCAACCAAAAAACGUUCCUGAGAACAUCUACCGCAUGCGGCAUGAGGUGGGAGAGUUUCCUGUGCACUUCUUUGGCUCCAAAGACUAUGUGUGGACCUAUCAGGCUCGCUGUUUUCCCUACAUGGAAGGGGAUGCCAACAAUAAGGAAAAAAUGGGAAAGGGUGCAGAUGCUGUCUAUAAGAAAGCUUUAAAUGAAGCAGCUGAAAGAUUCAGGGAACUUCAGGCAGAAAAGGAGAUGAGGCAGCUUCAAGAAGACAGGAAGAAUGACAAGAAACCGCCACCAUACAAACACAUUAAGGUGAACAAACCGAUAGGGAAAGUGCAAAUCAUCACAGCAGAUCUGUCUGAGAUCCCACGCUGCAACUGCAAAGCCGAGGACGAGAACCCGUGUGGCAUUGACUCGGAGUGCAUCAACCGCAUGCUAAUGUACGAGUGUCAUCCUCAAGUGUGUCCAGCAGCGGAGCGCUGUCAGAACCAAAGCUUCACCAAACGCCAGUACACCGAGGUGGAGAUCUUCAGGACGCUGUCACGUGGUUGGGGUUUACGCAGUGUGUCUGACAUCAAGAAGGGAGCUUUUGUGAAUGAGUAUGUUGGAGAGGUCAUUGACGAAGAGGAGUGUCGAGCCAGGAUUAAACAUGCACAGGAGAACAACAUCUGCAACUUCUACAUGCUCACACUGGAUAAGGAUCGGAUCAUAGAUGCCGGGCCGAAGGGAAACCAAUCACGUUUCAUGAACCACAGCUGCCAGCCGAACUGUGAGACGCAGAAGUGGACGGUGAAUGGAGACACCAGAGUCGGGCUGUUUGCUUUGGAGGAAAUUCCCACAGGUGUUGAACUCACUUUUAACUAUAAUUUGGAGUGUCUUGGUAAUGGGAAGACGGUGUGUAAAUGUGGAGCGUCCAACUGCAGUGGAUUCCUUGGUGUCAGACCAAAGAAUCAGCCCACAUCUGAUGACAAGGUGCGGAAACUGAAAAAGAAGGUUGGGGCGAAGCGUAAGAGCCAGCUGGAGGUCACCAAGGAGCGAGAGGAUGAGUGUUUUUUCUGUGGUGAUGGCGGGCAGAUUGUGUCUUGUAAGAAACCUGGCUGCCCCAAGGUCUAUCAUGCCGACUGUCUCAAUCUGUCCAAGAGGCCUGCAGGCCGCUGGGAGUGUCCGUGGCAUCAGUGUAACGUGUGCAGAAGGGAGGCGGCAUCCUACUGCGAGAUGUGUCCCAACUCUUACUGCAAACAGCACCGUGAGGGAAUGCUGUUCAUAUCCAAACUGGAUGGCAAGCUGUCCUGCAGUGAUCACGACCCAUGCGGCCCCGAUCCUCUGGAACCGGGUGAAAUUCGAGAGUAUGUGCCCGGUACACCUAUCCUAAGCCCUCCACCCAAUAUGGCUGUGUCGGGCAGGAUACCCCCGCCUGCCUUACCUCCUGUUGCUCCGCUCUUCAUUCCCGCCCCCAACAGAUCCGCGUUCCAAACCCAAAGAGACCCUUAUGCAGACGAGGUAGUGGACAACUUGGUUUUGCCAUCCUCUUCUCCUUCUAAAGAUAUUAAGGAGGAAGAUAUGAGUGAUGAAGGCGAGGUGAUGGAAGGGGUGAUCGGGGACGAAGGGGAAGAUGAAGGCCUUGAAGUUGUGGAUGAUGAUGAGGACGAUGAGGAUGAUGAUGAUAAUGAUAAUGAUGAUGAUAAUGAUGAUGAUGAUAAUGAUGAUGAUGAUGAUGAUGAUGAAGAAAUGGACUACGGAGGGAUGGGAUUCGAAGACGAGGAGGAGGAAAAGGAGGAUUGGGGAGAUGAAUAUGUGAAUGAGGACUUCGAAGACACCGAGGACUUAGGGGAAGUGGAGGGAGACGACCAGGAAUCAUCAUGGGAUGAGUUUGUCGAAGGAGAAAAGUGAGCCCUCCUGCAUUUUGGCUGACACCCAUCUCUUGCACACAAACUCUCUCUGAUAGGCACAGCAGGUGACCUGUGGGGAAAGCCGACCGCUGUUUUUUCCGGUCUGUGCCCAGAACAUUUGAGAACGAUGGACAUGUUGAUGUCGGUAUCAGCUUGCCUUCUCAACCCAAGUCCUCUUGGAAAAAGUCCAUAAAGAGGGUUGGACCUGGUGCUGUGGGACUGUGAUUUUGUUUUCAGUCCUUUUGUUGGAAUAUAAUUAGUGUCUGGUGCUCUUUUGUGCUUUUUUUUGUUUUUAUAUUUUCCUCCUUGACUUGUUUACAUUCUCAGAUCUAAAUAGAAAGAUGACCUCACGGAGGAUUGAAACGGGGCACCAACAAACCAUACAGUUGUGUCUUAUUAACAAAAUCUGCAUAGAUUUUGUUUACGCUUCAUUGACAAAGAAAAGAGAACAUAAAGCAGCAGAUAACUAAUGUUUAGUCCCUUCACCGGGUAAAUACAGUGACAUAGCUACAUUGUUAGGCCAAAAAUGGCUCCACGGGUCACGGUACUUGAAAUGAUUUCUUCAGGUCUGUUUGUUAGUAUCACAGAGUGGCUACAUGAAAAUGAAUAAUAAGCAUCCUAGUACAUUUUGUUAGCUGAUUUGUUAAUAAAAAAAAAAAAGUACUACUAUCAAAAAGGACAAGUAUGACAUUCCCACCAUCAUCUUGCUUCAUUUCAAUCAUGCACUUUUUGUUGCAUUUGUGUUUCUGUCAUUUUUGCUUUAGACAAUUUGUCGAGACUAAAGAAACUUAGUAGUUUUAAGUUUUUCGUGAAGUCUAGAUGAGUGAUUGUAUCACCUUUCAUUCUCCCAUGUUUGUGGCCUUUGAGUCUUGAAAGCUUUUAGGAAAGAUGAGUUUGUACUUUGAUAUGAUGGAUGUUACAUAAGGCCUGUUUGUAGUUUCCCUAGUUACUUAUAUUCAACCACCAUCUGAAAAUACUGUUUAAAAAAUUUCCAGAUGCCUCAUUGGAGUAACCAUUGAGAAUGUCCGAGACCCCUCCCCCUCCCAUGUUGUGUUACAAAUCUGCGGGUUAUAUUUUCCUGCUGUUUGUAUUUGCAUGUGUCUAUGAGCAGGUUAACUUCAAAAGGUGCCUCUGAAUGUUUUGCACUCUUUCAGAGAUCAGGAGAAAUUUAAAGCGUCUUUUAUAUUGGUGAUUCCAAGCUGUUCGUUCAGCAUACUGUGUUUAUCUGCCUGAUAAAACAUGUUAAUGCAGUUCGUUGUUGACUGCUUUGUCAUCCUCUAUACAAACGCAAGCAAUCACGUUUAUUUAGGGGAAGCAGACAACCCCUUAAAAAUGCAUAUUUAGCCACACAAAUGCCCUAAAUGAUUUUAUUUCAUUACAGAUAUCAUACUGGAGUCUGUGUUUGUUUUCAGUUGUCCUAUAUUGGUUUAAUUUUUCGCAGCAUUAUGAUAUGAACCUAUAUGAAAAUAUCCCUCACCAUCACUUGAUUCUCAAAAAUUAUGAAAGCACCUUUUAUUUGAAAUAUCAUUGUGCACCAGGUACAAUUGCUCGAUUGGAAAAACUGCCUCAUGUAAUGAAGUGGCGUUUAUAUUCGGAUAACUUUUUUGGAAUGUGUUCCCAUCACAGAUAUUGUACAAUAUUUUUUAAUGCCUUUAGGCCUUUACACUCAUAAUUUUUGGUUCUGUAAUUUUGCAACCUAAUCAUGCGGAUGCUUUUUUAAAAAGCGUUUUUUAUUUCUUUAUCAUCAUCAUCAUCAUCAAAAACCUUUGUACUUCGCUUAGCUCUGUGUUUCAUACUUUUUGUCUCUUUGUAUUUAUGGUCUUUGUAUAAUCUUUUUCACUCAUUUUUGUGUUCGUUGUUUCUUGUAUGUUUGUUAAAUCUGCUGCUGUGUUUCAGCGCUAUGGGCCCUUGACACCAUGAACAGGACGAAAUGCAGAUAAGAGUUUCUGAGUCAUCUGAGGACAUUUGGGCAAAAAGUUUGCUGCCAUGUUAGAGACCCAUGAUUUUGUACUGUACCCUGUGCAUAAUAAAUAUUAUAAGUAAAAUUUUACAAUAAUUUUACUUUUUUUUUUUUAAUCAGCUGUCUUCAUGAUGUAUAUGUGAAUCAGUAGAUAUGACUAAUAAAUGCAGAAAUUUUUUA